AUGAAUCAACAAAAGAGCACGUCCAUUCACUCCCUCAAGACGCAUAACGAUAUACUCAACACCGAAGACGAGUGCUUACGCCAAGCUCUUGCACUUAGAAAGAAGCACAAGAAGAGGAGCAAGCCUCUAGACCUUCAACAGCGCAAAGAGUAUCAUAGUAGUGCAGUGUUCUGGAGUCCUUCAAAGCUCCGCAAAGCCCAGAUUCGCGAGCGAGUAAAACAUCAAGAAGAAGAAGCAGAAAAACCCCAAAAAGCACAGAAGAGAGAGCUAAAAGUCGCAAAUACCUUGUAUAAGAGAAAGAUGGCUGAGGAAGCAAAGGCGUUGCGAGAGAAAGUGCGAAAGAAGCCCGGGCAGAAGAGCGCAAAAAGGCGGCUGAAGCCGCCGCGCGGAGGGCCCAAAAAGAGCAAGAAAAACGAGAUCGCAACUCUCAAUAAGCUCUACAACAAUUCCAAAGAGGCAAGAGAACAGCUUCAAAGCCUCCUAAAGGUCGACAGACAAAGCGGAGGAGUGAUAAUCGCGUUUGGGGGGGGGGGGCUGUUGAGGCGCAACCUGCAUCGCCAGCUCCACCCAAAACGACACGAACACGAUUAA
Molecule: messenger RNA, 591 nt
Organism: Pyrenophora tritici-repentis Pt-1C-BFP
Lineage: Eukaryota; Fungi; Ascomycota; Dothideomycetes; Pleosporales; Pleosporaceae
Product: EMP70 multi-domain protein
Source: RefSeq, a predicted model, not a curated record